This is a messenger RNA of Microplitis demolitor, 4474 nucleotides long. RefSeq lists its product as uncharacterized. The transcript has 2 exons. NCBI's taxonomy places the organism in Eukaryota, Metazoa, Arthropoda, Insecta, Hymenoptera, Braconidae. The record is from RefSeq and is a predicted model, not a curated record. Bases 690 to 4400 code for a protein of 1236 amino acids.
CAAUGAGUAAUGAGUAGUGAGAUUAAAUAUAUAUAAAAUAUUAAUUUACAAAUGUAAGAGCGAGAGAGAAGAAAUAAGAGAGCUGGUAUCUAUGAACCUUUAGAAGUAUCUUUAAGUUUCACCGGCUUACUUACUGCUACGGUUAAGAGAAAACCGCAUCAGUUUGCGAGACAAACUUAACGCGUGAGGAUCGACACUCUUAUAUAUUUAUAUAAAUAUAUGUAUUGUGUAUUUUUAUAUAUUUUUAUUAAAAGUUUAUUUUGCUAGUGAAGGGCUCUGAUAAUUAGAGAGAUUAUAAUUUCCGGUAUUUUAUGAAUUUAAUGAAUGAACUGUGAAGAGAUAAUAAGACUGUGCAAUAGAAAAAAUAUAAUAUUUAUUAUUUUAUGUUUGAUGGUGUGGUAUGUGCAUUAUUGGAAUAGACGAUCAGUUAAAAGAGAACCGAAGUUUGAUUUAUUUUAUUGAAUUUUCUUUUAAUUAGAGGAAUUUUUCGCGGUAAUUUUAAAUUGAGAAUUUAAAUUUCCGUAAUUUUUGUUUUUAAAUUUCUGAGGUAAUUUUUUGGUUUUUAAUUUUACGUGAUGCCCCGGACAAUAAUGACAUGCUAGUUGUCAUUGCCAGCUGAAAAAUGUGGACUUGUAAUUAACGAUAUAAAUUUAAGGAGAAAAAAUUAGUAAUUAUUAUAAUAGUGCGAAAUGAUGAAGAAGGGAUUAUUGGCAGUGAAGUUUUUUUUGUUUUUUACAGUCGUAAAUUGUGUGACUUUUGAAACUCCGAGAUUAAGUGCUGGUAAAAAUUCACGGAGAAAUCAAAAAUAUUCCCAUCUAAAUGGCGAGGAAGCCGUCGUCGCUGCUGCAGCAGCCGUCGCCGUAGCAGCAACUGCUGAUUACCACCCAGAUUAUCUACCCCAAGAAUCACAAGCUCACCCAACUAAUAUUAACAACAAUAACAAUGAAAACGACAACGAAUACCGCGGAGGAAAACUGAUAGGAAAAUGGCGGAGUACCGGCGAAGCCAUCGAACCAAAAUGGCGGGACGGCGACUCGAUUCCAUUGGUGCCGUUCGAAGAAGCAGCCACAAGACGUAAAAUCCCUAAAACCCGUGACAAAGUCAUAAGCUCCUUCACUAUUAAUUACCCAGACAAUUUACCAGAGUCCAUUCCAAAGAAAAAUCCAAUACCAGAGCCCUAUUCAACUGGAUUUAUAAACUCUCCAGGUUAUCAAGAUUCAAAUAUUCCCAUCAAUAAUAAUGGACACGUUAAUUCACAAGCAACUUACAAAAAUCCAGUUGUUCAAAAUCCAUUAAUUGUUAAAAAUUCACCAGGAUCCAUACCAGUUUCAAUCCCGGUUCCAGUUCCAUUGAAUCAUGAGCCAAUAACAAAUAAAUUACACGAAUUACAUUUAGCUAAAUUACGUUAUUUAAGUAUUCCAUUAACAAAUAUUAAUUUACCUAUACCUGAAAUAAUUCCAUCUUCUGAAAUAACUCCUCACAAUAAUUAUUUUUAUACAACUGAUGAAAAUAAUAACAAUACUGGAUUAAGAAAUGUAAAUAGACGUUAUCGUACCAGGAAACCAAAGCCUGUGACUAAAAUACCGGAAGAAGAUUCACAUACUGGUUACGCCGAGGAAACUAUUAAAACAAGUUUGUCUACAACACCUAUUACAACACCUAGUUCAACAACUAUUUCUUCUACACCUCCAAUACCACCACCAACAACCACAACAACAACAACUACAACAACAACUAGUACGACUACACCAGCAACAACGAUUACGACCAGCGCAAUUACGAGCACGGACCCAUCAACGGCAUCGACAACUAACGCUCACGUAACGGAAAAAACUAAACAGGUUACUAAAGUUAGACAGAGCACCCGUACUACUAAUAAAGUUAAUCCAUUUGAGAACAAAAACGAGUAUGAACUCAAUGACGAGGAAUACCAGCGACCGAGGCCUAGAAAACGUCGGCCGCCGAGCAAUUAUGAGUUCGAGGAGGUUGACAAAAGCAGCCCGGGAAAUUCGGAGCUCAAAAGCAAGGAGAGACCGGUGGUCAAUCACAGGAGGAAUCGCACGCGAAAUAACGAGACGGAAGUUCAUAAAUUAGAGAACACGGAGUUAAAAUCGCUGCUUAAGAUGCAGCAAGUCGAGGGCACGAGUUUGUCGGAAAUACUCCAGAGACGUAAUUUGAGUCUGAGUGAUUUAUUGAAGCGAAAAUCAGAAGUUAUCAAUGUUCUGAAAAAUAAAGACGAUGAUUUAGAUAAUUCUGGUAGUAUUGAUAAUAUUACUAGUAUAUUUAAUUAUGAUAGCAAUAAUAAUAGCAGUAAUAGUAACAAUAAUGAUAAUAAUGAUAAUGAUAAUAGUAAUAAUAAUAAUAAAAUAAAAAAUUCAAUUAAAGAAGCAAAUGAACGCAGAUGGAGACGACCAUUUAGACGUAACAAAUUACGUGUACCUUCAAGAAGAACGACAACAUCACGAACUCCAUUAAAAGAAUCAACAACAGAAGAAACCAGCCCAGAAAAUAUUGAUGAAGAUAAAAAAUCAACUGAAGAACCUGAGAGAAAGUAUAACGAAAAACUUUCAACAAUUAGUAAAUUAUCUCCGUCUAUAAUAUUUCCACGGCUGAAUUCGUUUACUAAGAGACCUGUUACUUUAAUACCGACAUCGACAUCAACAACGACGACAGCUAAGCCAGCAACAAAAAGCCAAACGGUUAUAAAAGAGGCUACGGAUGAGCGCACAGCUAAUGAGGGUCGAUUAAAACCGGGACAGAGCGACGACGAUGAGAUAAUGGAGUUUUCAGAUUUUUCAACGGUUUCUACAGACGUUGACCAGGAGUCCGAUGGAGAUAAAACCGAGCGAUCUGAUUUCCCGGUUACGGAGAGAAGCGAUACAAAUUAUUAUUUUAAUGGCGGGAACACUAUUUUUUCUAGAUUUGAAGACCUGACUAAAGACAUCGGUUCGACUUUGAGUAUCGAGCAUAUUCUGACCACUCAGCCACCGACGAAACCGACGAAAGUCGAUCCCAUUGACGAGUCCAACAAUUUGUUCAGCGAGUCUGAUGACUACCAGAACGACGGGCUUAAACACGAGCAGGAAGACGAUGAGGGAAAUUUUGCCGGCACUACUCUAGGAUACGAAGGAACUGAUGACCUGGACUAUGACUCUACCAGUCCUAGUAAUGCUAGCAAAAAUAAAAAUAGAAAUAGCGAAAUUUAUGAACGAAUUGUCUCUGAAAUGGAACCGGAAGUACGUGCGGAAAUUUUUGAAUUAAUCAGCACCGGGUCCAGCGCUAAAAGACUCGAAGAAAUUUUACGAUCACGGAAUAUGAGCAUCGAUGAACUCAUUGCUCUGAGACAACGCGGAUCUAGUCGCGUUCAUUUGGCUGAGCUGUCAAGACUCAGGUCCAGGUCUGGGUCAGAGACUAGUGACGAUGAUCCUGUUACUGAACCAGUUACCAGUACGGAGUCUAGUAGGAUUGAUACUGAUGAUGAUGAUGAUGAUUUGAAGAAAGAGCCGAUAAUUAUUGACUUGUUCGGCAACAAAGGAUUCGAAGCUGGGAUAAUAAAUGAAAAAAAUGAAACAGGUUCAAAAAAAAAUCUACUAAAGCUAGAUGACUUGCUAAGUGCUUUUGAUUCGCUGCCUUUCCUGCGUAAUUACACGAUUGAUGAUGAAAUUGUUGAAAAAGUAUCAACAGUUACUUCAACUUCGACGACUGAGUCAUUUAAAUAUGAGAUUAAAAAUAUCUUUGAUGAAUUUAGAGCAGGCCGAGUUGGUUUCGCUGGUGAUAAAGCAGGUGGAGGUGGAACUGGAAUACAUGCGCAGGAAAUGAAGAUAAUCAGAGAGGAAUUGGGAAUAAAUGACAAACGAACUGGUAAAAAUAUAAGAAUAGAUGUCAAUAAUAAAGAAAAUGGGUCAGUUGAACAAGAAAUGGGGACAGUUGAAGAAAUAAUUCGUAAGUUUGAGUCACUGGACUCUACGGAGGAGACAAAUCCAACGGUACCUGAAGUUAAACCGGUUGAAAUAAAUCUUGCUGGAGAAGUUGAGAGAAAAAAUUUGUCACGAGUGAGACCUAGUAUCAUUGCCAGUGGCGCGAUACUGGGAAUGACCAUCGUUGGGUUCCUGGUGAUCUUUAUUGUGUGCAGGAUAAAACAGAAGCAGAGAUACAGGUACAAAAAUUCGUUUGCGAAAACGGUUUUUCAAACACCGGCGAUGUCGGGGAGAAAAUUGUCCAACUCGAGUAGCUUGAACACGAUAAUGGUGAAUGUCGUGGCGACUUCGACGGCGAAGCGCGCGGUCCAGCGGGAAACUCAGCAAGUUGAGGAACACUUUGACUGCAGCAAAAGUGACAUCGACAACGACUCGCUUGAUGCUAAUGACAGCUGGGAAACGAUACCCGAUUUUAUGAAAUGAUUUUCAUUUUAAAUUAAAUAUUUAUUUGUUACGUACUGACGGUAACAGAAACAGUAUUUGUUUAGUAAAUUACG